This is a messenger RNA of Vigna radiata var. radiata (mung bean), 1071 nucleotides long. RefSeq lists its product as uncharacterized. The record is from RefSeq and is a predicted model, not a curated record. NCBI's taxonomy places the organism in Eukaryota, Viridiplantae, Streptophyta, Magnoliopsida, Fabales, Fabaceae. The transcript is spliced from 3 exons. The coding region runs from base 223 to 807 and encodes 194 amino acids.
AGCAAAAACAGUAGUUUGUGCAAACAGCAAUUCUCCAAAACCAGUUCACAUUCAACUCGUAAUCAUAUCUCCUUCAAACCAAUGCUACACUUUUUAAAAACUCUCAAACAUCACUAAGCAAGCAACUCAAGAAAAAGUGGGGUGGCCAACACCUCCAUAGCUCCAUCUCAUCUUUCUGUUCCAAAACUUAUUCAUUAAUCACUGUGUAUUAAUUCUCUUGUCAUGAUGUCUCUUCAUAUAAACAACCACCUCACCAUGGAAAACCCUCCCAGAUUCAAAUUCACACCCAACUUCUUCAUAAUCAUUUCCCUCUCCCUUGGCUUAUUUUCCUUUAUCUUUUGUGUAGCAGCAGAGAUAAAGAGGAAUAAGGAGGAUGAUCUCAGGUGGACGGGGAAGCUAUGUUCUUUGCCAUCAAGCAAGGCCUUUGGGUUGGGAAUUGCAGCUUUGGUUACUUUCUUUCUCGCCCAGGUCAUCGCGAAUUCUAUAUUAUUGAAAUAUUGUUGUUGGAGAAGAAAACGAGAAUCCCAACACAAGAUGCCAGUUUUUGCAAAGGUUCUGGUUUUCAUAUCUUGGGUGAGCUUUGGAUUUGCAGGUAUUUUAUUGAUUACAGCCACAAGCAUGAACAGAAGGCAGGCAUAUAGAGUAGGAUGGUUGAAUGGUGAGUGCUACGUCGUGAAAGGAGGUACUUAUGCCGGCUCAGCCAUGUUGGUCCUAUUUGCAGUGUGUUCUAUGAAUGGUUCCGCUUUCUCUACUUUUAAAUCUAGCCAAUCAAAUCAGUCUACAGAAGUACAUAAACCAAUGGGGUGAAGAAGAAAGAAGCAUAUUUUUUUAGUGAUGUGAAAAAGAAAAGGAGAAAUUAUGAAGUCCACUAGAGAGCAGAAUUGAAAGGUCAAAAUGUAAAAAAAAAAAAAAAAUAAAUAAAUUAAGAAGAGGAUUGGAAAGGAAUCCGAUUCUUUGAUUUGUUAUUAAUUAAUGGAUGUUAAUUAUGUAAAAGAUGAUACCAUAGCUGGUCCACUAACUGGCUUAUCCAAUACAAAGGAAUCAUUUUUCUUCUUCAAUUUACGCCAAACA